This is a messenger RNA of Dryobates pubescens (Downy woodpecker), 1650 nucleotides long. It is a transcript of the gene CDC42EP4, whose product is annotated as CDC42 effector protein 4. The coding region runs from base 223 to 1152 and encodes 309 amino acids. NCBI's taxonomy places the organism in Eukaryota, Metazoa, Chordata, Aves, Piciformes, Picidae. The transcript is spliced from 2 exons. The record is from RefSeq and is a predicted model, not a curated record.
CCGUGGCGGCGGUAGUGGGGGGUGCAGCUCCGCUCGGGCUCGGCUAGGCUCGGCUCGGCCAUGGACCGGCAGCGGGUCUCGGGCGCGCAGGUACCGGAGGCAGUGACCUAUCUGUGACACCAGCGGGAGCCCAGAAGCAGAGCACCAGCCAGGCCCGUGGGACGCGCAGCUCCACCUUGGACUCCCUGGUCGAGCACAGCAGAGCCCUUCCCUGGUGCAGCGAUGCCCAUCCUCAAGCAACUCGUCUCCAACUCUGCCCACUCCAAGCGGCGCUCGCGGGCCGACCUGACGGCCGAGAUGAUCAGCGCGCCCUUGGGGGACUUCCGCCACACCAUGCACGUGGGGCGGGCGGGGGAUGCCUUUGGGGACACAUCUUUCCUCACCAGCAAGGCCGGGGAGCCAGGGCCGGAGGUGUGCGAGGAGCCGGGUGCCUCCAAGCCCAGCCUGCUGUCCCGCCGCUUCCGCAGCAGCAAGCGCUCGCAGUCGGUGACCCGAGGUGACCGCCGGGACAUGCUGGGCUCGCUGCGGGACUCGGCACUCUUCGUGAAGAAUGCGGUCUCCCUGCCCCAGCUCAAUGAGAAGGAGGUGGACAGGAGUGCAGGGCAGCUGCCCAAGAGCCUCUCCUCCAGCCCUGUCAAGAAGCUCCCCGAGGAGAUGAGCCCUGAAGAGCAGCAGUGUGCGAACGGGGCGGCCGCCGGGCCCCUGAGCCCCAGCUUGGAUGAGCGAGAUUUCGGGGACAUCACGGACCUGCCCGUCAUGGUGGCCAAGAGUGGGGCAGGCAUGAAGCAUGCCGAGUCCAUCAUGUCCUUCCACAUCGACCUGGGGCCCUCCAUGCUUGGGGAUGUCCUGAGCAUCAUGGAUAAGGAGCAGUGGGAGCAGGAUGAAGAUCCCGAGGGAGAGGACAGCCAGGAUGAGGAGGCAGAUGCCACCUUGCCAGGCUCCCCAGCGCUAGCAGCUGUGCCAAGCCAGAGCCCAUCUCGUGGCACCGGCGGCUGCUGCCCCAGGGACAGCACUUCGGUGUCCAGCUGCACCUCGGGGCCAGAGGAGCGCAGCCCCAUCCCCAGGCCACCAAUCCAGCAAGGAGGUCCCACGAAACGCCCCGACAAGGAGUUCUCAUUCGCCGAUGAAGAUGAUGAUGAGAUCAGAGUAUAAAAGGCAGGCAGCUGAGCCAAGGGGUCUGGUUCUUGUUUGCGGUUGCUUGGACACAGAGCCAAACACCCUGGUGCUGCAACGGGUGGCACUGGGGAAGACUCAACUCUUACCUUGUUCCCUCUCCCCAUCCGAUGGAGGACGUGCUGCAGCAGGACAGCAUUCUGCUCCCAGGGCUGGGGGCAGUCCUGAAGGUGUUUUGGCCCCCAGAGACCUCUAGCACAUUCCAGGAGAGGAAAGCAGACUUGAUUUUGGUUCUUUCUGUUGGACUUUGGAUAUUAGCUCUUCUCUUUUCUACUCCCUGCCCAUGUAAAGCAAUAUAGGAUCAAACAAGAUGAGGCUUCCAACUUGUAGCCCCUUUAGUAAUAUAUUAUUUGUCGUUUGUUUGGCUUUUUCCCCUGAUGUAUGGUUUUUACUGCUCUCUGAUUUGUACUUAACUUUCUUUACUCUUGCUUUUGGUUAUCAUGGAGGGGAGAUUUCCCAUGAGGAAGGACUUGGCUC